UGUUGAUUUUUAGAUGUGAAGCAGUGUACUCUAAGCACAUUUGCAACUUAAAGCGCGAAUCAUAGAUUGAAGUUGUUAUUCUUUAGGCAAGCGAUGUUCCCUGUCUCAGAUUUAUUACAACGAGCUGAGUCGAAAGACACAUGAAGGGAGACUGUCGCCUCAAUUGCGCCUGAUUCCUUGUGAUUCCGAGCUGGAAAGCGACUGUAAAAGCCUUCGCACGCCAUCAUUUGUUGAGUCGUUCGAUCUGAUGAGUAUCGAAUGCCUGAAAGACUUCGAUCAGCAGCAAAUCAAGUACGACAUCACGGGCAUGUUUCACUGGUGCCAGGCAAGGCCGAUAGAAGAGUGCAUCUUGGACCGUAACCAAGCUGCAAUGACGGUGCUGAACGGUCACGUAGUCGUGUGCCUAUUUGCUGAGAAGGACAGCCCGCUGAUCGGCAUUAGGAACUUUGUCAUGCCCCUACGGGCGUCCAACUUCCACUACCAUGAACUGAAGCAUGUCGUUAUCGUCGGCGACGUGGACUACUUGAGGCGCGAGUGGAAGACGCUGUACAACCUACCGAAGAUUUCCAUUCUGAACGGUUCCCCUCUCAGUCGUGCAGACCUCAGAGCGGUAAACAUCAACAUGUGUGACAUGUGUGUGAUCCUGUCGGCAAGAAUACCGAACCCGUCCGAAGAUCCGACCUUGGCAGACAAGGAGUCGAUUUUGGCGUCGUUGAAUAUCAAGGCGAUGCAGUUCGACGACACUUUGUCGUUUUAUCCGCAGGCUUUCAGCAGCUCGUCGCCGUUGGGUUCGCCCGUAAGCUUCCAACGACACCCGGUUAUGUUUGGUACUCAAGUGCCAAUGAUCACUGAACUGGUUCACGACUCAAAUGUACAGUUUCUCGAUCAGGACGAUGACGACGACCCCGAUACUGAGCUCUACCUGACCCAACCAUUCGCGUGCGGCACGGCGUUCGCGAUCAGCGUUCUCGACUCGCUGAUGAGUACGACGUAUUUCAAUGACUCAGCCUUGACGCUGAUCCGCACCUUGGUCACCGGAGGCGCUACUCCAGAGCUGGAGCUGAUCCUGGCAGAAGGUGCGGGUCUACGGGGUGGUUAUUCAACGCCGGAAACGAUGAUGAAUCGCGACCGUUGUAGAGUGGCACAGAUCGCUUUGGCGGAUUCGCCGUUUCAGGGAAUUAAGGUCGGCUCUACCUACGGACAGAUGCUCAGCGUGGCGUUGAAAAAUCACGGCAUGUUAUGCAUCGGACUGUAUCGACUGCAUGACUUGGUCUCUCCAGAUUCAACCAAACGAUACGUUAUCACAAAUCCCCCUGCUGACCUUAAGCUGUUGACAACGGAUAAGGUUUAUGUGUUGCAACCGUACGACCAAGGUAUGGAGUACACUCCUCCUAAAGAUAGGGAAACUGUAUGACG
This is a messenger RNA of Soboliphyme baturini, 1416 nucleotides long. Lineage: Eukaryota; Metazoa; Nematoda; Enoplea; Dioctophymatida; Soboliphymatidae. The record is from the annotation of a GenBank genome assembly.